Didymodactylos carnosus is the source of this 465-nucleotide messenger RNA. Lineage: Eukaryota; Metazoa; Rotifera; Eurotatoria; Philodinida; Philodinidae. The record is from the annotation of a GenBank genome assembly.
AUGGCUACAGCAUCAGCUACCGACUUUACAACAACAGCAACAAAUCUUUUCUCGUCAUUAACUAUUGAAGAUAAAGAAAAAAAAUUUGAAACAUUUUCCUUGCUAUGGUUAGACAGAGAUAUGAACUAUACGAGCAGAAACUGGAAAACACAAAAAAAGCUACGAGAAUCAAUCAAUUAUUUCAAAAGAUUUAAUAAUUUGAGUACAUGUGAAAAAUGGAUUCGACAACGUCAGAUACAAGACGAAAAAGUAAUUUUAAUUGUCUCUGGUGCUUAUGGUAAAGAAAUCUUACCAAAUAUUUAUCAGUUACCGCAAUUGGUCGGCGUCUAUGUUUAUUGUUUAAAUAAAGAAAUUCAUGAAAAAUGGGCAAAAAAUUAUAAAAAUAAGGUAGGACCUAUCGGACAAGAGAUUUUUAUUCGACAGUUUUUCAAAACUCAAAAAAUGAAAGAGUCUGACGAAUUUUAA